This is a messenger RNA of Pelobates fuscus (common spadefoot toad), 1077 nucleotides long. Its product is annotated as P2Y purinoceptor 2-like. The transcript has 2 exons. Gene Ontology annotation, molecular function: G protein-coupled UTP receptor activity; A1 adenosine receptor binding; G protein-coupled purinergic nucleotide receptor activity. Bases 93 to 1004 code for a protein of 303 amino acids. The record is from RefSeq and is a predicted model, not a curated record. NCBI's taxonomy places the organism in Eukaryota, Metazoa, Chordata, Amphibia, Anura, Pelobatidae. Gene Ontology annotation, biological process: phospholipase C-activating G protein-coupled receptor signaling pathway; blood vessel diameter maintenance; positive regulation of mucus secretion. Gene Ontology annotation, cellular component: plasma membrane.
AGAGAUUACACACGGAAACGUUCUUCAUGCUCUGUCGGAUAAGAAAUAAUGUGGUUCAUUUUCCUGCGAUCUGAGCACAAAUUAGAAGUGCCAUGGGUACCCCGACUGAAGCAAAUAAUGUGACAUAUAAAUGUAUAUUUCAAGAAGAUUUUGAAUAUGUGCUUCUUCCCAUAUCCUAUGGAAUUGUAUUUUUUUUGGGCUUUGCACUAAAUGUUCUGGCCCUCUACCUCUUCAUAAGGACCCGGCCAUGGAAGACCAUCAACAUUUUCAUGUUCAAUCUUGCAUUAUCGGACUUGGUUUACAUCUUGACCCUCCCUCUGCUUGUGUAUUAUUAUUCUAGAGCAAACAACUGGCCAUUUAGCGAGACUCUCUGCAAACUAGUUCGAUUUCUUUUUUACACCAGCAUGUAUUGUAGCAUUUUAUUCCUUCUUUGCAUUAGUAUUUUCCGGUUUCUCGCUAUCUGUUAUCCAAUGAAGUUUAUCAGUUGGGGUCGUAUUCGUUACGCAAGGAAUAUGUCUCUCGGAAUUUGGGUGCUCAUCAUUGGAAUGCAGUCUCCAAUAUUAUAUUUUGUAACAACCAGUCAAUUAGAAGAAAAAAUCAUCUGUCACGAUACCUCUAGCAUUGACCUUUUUGACCAGUUUGUUAUCUUCAGUACCGUGCACUUGGUAUUACUCUUCUGUGUGCCUUUCACAAUCAUCAUCAUUUCUUAUUGCUACAUGGUGUAUAUCCUCAUUAAGCCAAACCCAACAAUUGUACAAACACGUAAAAUGAAGAUAAAGUCUAUCAAAAUGAUUAUCACAGUACUCCUUGUAUUUGUCACCUGCUUCUUACCUUUCCACGUGAAUCGUACGCUAUAUUAUUACUUUCGUAAAAUGAAUCUUGAUUGCCGUAUCUUAAAUACCAUCAACAAGGCCUACAAAGUGACAAGACCCUUAGCAAGCUUGAACAGUUGCAUUGAUCCUGUUUUAUACUUUCUUAUUUGGAGGUUUAAACUAAACAGAUGAAGAGAUGUGGAGCAUGUGGGAAAAGAAAAAUAAUUUUUAUUGGAAAACAUGAUAUUUCUGACAAGACUUUAUC